AUGGGGCACCUUGGAGGCUUGUUUUUAUUGAUCGCGCCGUUUAUCUGUCUUCAUCUUUCGGGUGCUGCUGCUCACUUUCUAGCAGCCUGUAACCAGCAGCUGGAGUUUAAGUGCAGAGAUGGAUCGUGUUUGUCGAGGAUGAAGCUGUGCGAUGGCCACCUUGACUGUGCUGAUGGAUCAGAUGAACACCACUGUGGCCACAGCAGGUGUGGAAAAGAUGAGUUUGCCUGCCACAGCAGAGGCUGCAUACCAACAAAGCUCUUAUGCAAUGGAAUUGACGAUUGUGGUGAUGGGAGCGAUGAGGAUUCCUGUCACAACUGCAGUGGAGGGUCUUUCUCCUGUGGGCCGACAGACGUCUGCCUGCUUAGAGACAAACUCUGUGACGGCCUGAGGGACUGUAAAGAUGGACGAGAUGAAUCCCAGGUCCUGUGCGGUUCAGUCCAAGGCUCUCCUCAGAGGUCAUCGACUUGUGCAGCCUCAGAGUUUCAGUGUGGAGACGGAGAAUGCAUCCGGCAUGCAUGGAGGUGUGACCACUCCCCCGACUGCUCUGACGGCAGCGAUGAGGAAAACUGUGAUAUUAGUGAUCAGAAUGAGUGCCAGGUCAAUAACGGCGGCUGCUCACAUCACUGUUUGGACCAGCCUAUUGGUUACCUCUGCCGUUGCCCUGACAACAUGAAGCUAGUUGAUGACAGCCGAUGUGAAGAAGUCGAUGUGUGCCUGGAAGGCGACGUGUGUGAUCAGCUGUGCGUUCAUAAAAACAGCAGCUUCACCUGUGAAUGUGAGGAAGGCUACCACACCGACCCACUGACCGGAGAGUGCAAGGCCAACGGAAACGAAGCUCAGCUGGUUUUCAGCUCUUCAACUGGAAUUCAAGUGAAAAAUCUCACAAGCAAGAAAUAUAGGGUCCUGGUCCCUCCAUCACCAGGACCAGGUCCAAUAACAGCCCUGGCUUCUAACCACACUGUGUACUGGGCCCAGCAGGGACAGGGAUCCAUAUACAGGAUGUCAGUAGCUGGAACCCCAAAGGAAGCGGUGUUGGUGUUUAAAGUCGCAGGUUCAGUGUCGGGGCUCGCUGUGGACUGGAUCCACCAGCUGCUCUACUGGACGAGUGUGGAAGCAGGUUCGGUUAAUGUGGCUCUGCUGGAUGGUUCAUCGCAGCAUCAGCUCAUCACGGGGCUCAGCAGACCUUCAGCCGUGGCUGUGGAUCCUGUCCAAAGUUUUCUCUUCUGGGCUCAGUGUGGCAGUUCUGCUAAGAUUGAGCGGGCCAGCCUGGAUGGACGGGAUCGGAUGGCCUUAGUCACUUCCUUAUUACGCCAGCCUGUUGCCCUCUCUCUUGAUAUGCCUCGGCGGUUGCUGUACUGGUUUGACCAGGGAAUGAGGAGCAUUUCCAGAAUAAAUUUUGAAGGACAGCACCGUAAAACAGUGGUAGAGUCUAACGGCUACGUGGACCGGGUAUUUGGACUAGCCGUCUUUGAGGGAUUUUUGUAUUGGGGGGAUGAAGCUACGCACUCCAUCUGUCGUGCAAACAAGCACAAUGGCGAAAACCUCCAGGUGCUAAUGUCAAACAUCAGCUUAUCCCAUGGUUUGGUCGUUGUUCACUCUGUGCUUCAGCCAAAAGGAGCCGCUGCAUGUGGACGACCAGGAACGGUGUGCCAACAUGAGUGCCUUGUUGAUCUGAUGCCUGAGAGGCUGCAUUUCAGCUGCAACUCUAAACAAACAAGACCCAACAAACCUGAGAUUCCGUCCUUGUCUCGCUCAUCUCCUGCAUCAACUUUAUCUGAUCCCACCUUUGCUGGAAUCCUGUCCCUUAUCUUGUUCCUAAGUCUGCUCCUGGUGGGGAUGGCUUGGUGGUGGUGGAGAGACGAGUUUCAGCCCUCCAGGUCUCUCACGUUGCAGAGCAUCUCCCUCAAAGAGUCCCAGGACCCGCUCAUAACUCAGCAGCCACCUGUGGUCCCGAACACAACUUUAGACAAGGACAUCCUUCUUAGAGUGGAUUUGGACUCUGAGUGAAGGUCCAGCACAGACCAAGAGCUGACCAUGCACUGCCUGCUGUUUUCUAAUCCCAGCGGUGAACUCAGAGGAGACACACCCGGGCGAUUAAGUUGGGACGUUCCAACUUGGUCUGGGUGUGAACAUCACUGAAGUAAUGACGUGUAUGUCUGAGCUCAGGGAGUUGUGGUGGCCUUCCAUCAUAACUUUGUUCCCUCAGUUUGAUGGGUAAUACAUUUUAGUCCUAAUGGAUCUCUGCUGUUCAAGACUUUUAUAAGUCACUCCAACAGAAUUUUUGCACAAAUGAACUAAAGAACAUCAAAUAAUUAGCUAGGAAAGUUGAUUAAGUUUAGAGUUGCAGCCUCAAAGUCUGAUAAAUAGUAGAAAUAGGACCUGUUUAUACUCCUAAUGACAAUAUUAACCGAGAGGCUGAAUGGUUGAACAGAUCAUUUGGUGUCAGAUUUUCUGUUUUAAUUGAAGAAGCUGGGAUGUCGAGUUUUUGUUGGAUUUUGCCUUUUUGUUUCAUAGGGUUGAAGAAUAAUAUAUUUAAGUGCAAUUUGACCUAUUAACGGAUUUAUAAAUCUAAACUAUUGAGUUAUUUGGGAGUAACUGAAUAAAACAGUUUAUAAAACUUAUUGGAAUCAACUCUGAAUGUAUUGCGUCUUACCCUGCUGCCUGGUGAGUAUUUAUGUUAUUUAUGAAUGCUUAUUAUUAUUAUUUCACUCUGAAGAGUGAAAAGUGAAAAAUCAAUCCAAACCAUCUCUAAUUUACUCUAAUUGGACUUUAUCACAUUCCUUUUUUCAGUUAUGUUUUUUAUGUUCAAAUUAAAAUAAGAAAGAAAAACAAAUAUAGCCUCAACUGAAAUAGAAAUGUUUCCACAAGAAAUUACCUAAAUUGUGUCUGAUUUGUGGUGAGUGAAAGCUAAGAGGAAAUAGUCCUACUUUAAAAUACAAGUUUCAGUUAAUGUUUAUAAUGCUUGUGUUAAAACUUUACUAUCAGGAAAUGAAAAUAUGGCUUUGGUAUAACACCCUGACAGUUGGUCUACAAAUUAUUUACGUCCAGUGCCUUGUUAAAUAAUUUAUACCAUUUGAAACUUUUCAUGCCUUUUUUUUUCCAUUUUAAUGUGAAACGGUAAGGAAACCGUUUUUUUUUUUUUCCCAAAUAAAUCUGUAAUUUAUUUUUCACCUGUUGCUUGUUCUUAGGUUUCCAUUUUAAACUUUUAGCUUUGCCACAAAUUCCCUUUAGAGUUAAGAUUUGGACUUUGACUCGACCAUUCUCACGGAAAUUUGCUUCAACAUAAAACAUUCCAGUCUUAAAUCCUCUGAACUCUGUUACUGGUAUUUUAAUUUUCCUAUAAACUCCAUCUAUCAUCCCAUAAACCUCAUUUACUCAUUAGAAUUUUUUUUUCUUUUAUGACAUCUUGAAGUAUCAGAGUAAGUGGAUGGAUCACUGGUAAGAAAUUUAUAAAUUUGGGGGAAUAUUCAUCAUUUUCCUUUUCAUUAUUAUUUUUUUCUGUCUGAAAAAUUACAAUGAAAUUCAAGCAUGUUUCUGAUAACGUCUAAAGCCAUUUAGCACGUUGGAUCAUUUUGCAAUCAACUGUACAAUGUUUCCUAAUGUUUUGUCUCUGCUCUAAAUAUGUUCACCAGCGUUUCUUUAGGCUUGUUAAAGGAAAAAUGGGCUAAUAAGGUCGGCAGCACUCUCUGUUUAUGUAUUUAAUGUAAGUAAAUUAGGUUUCUUUGUUUGUUUUCUGACCUCUUGUCCGGGAAUAGGAACAAAUGUAGAUAUCAACAUCUCCAUGUCUGAAUACCUGAAAUAGUUUUUUUUUUUUUUUUUGUUAUUACUAUUAGAUAAAUGUGUCUUUAGGACAGAUGGUGAUACUGUACACGUGCUGCUGCGUUGCUCAGUCAGUAUUUAUGUAUAAGGAGGGUUUUAUUUGCCGUGGACAUGAUAACAUGCUGUAAAAGUUAUAUGUACUUAGUGCAACACUGUGGAUGCUAUAAAAAAACAAUAAACA
Molecule: messenger RNA, 4003 nt
Organism: Cyprinodon variegatus (sheepshead minnow)
Lineage: Eukaryota; Metazoa; Chordata; Actinopteri; Cyprinodontiformes; Cyprinodontidae
Product: low-density lipoprotein receptor-like
Exons: 13
Coding region: 1-2010 (669 amino acids)
Molecular function (GO): calcium ion binding; protein binding
Source: RefSeq, a predicted model, not a curated record